Messenger RNA from Tupaia belangeri chinensis (Chinese tree shrew), 655 nucleotides. Its product is annotated as coiled-coil domain-containing protein 83-like. The record is from RefSeq and is a predicted model, not a curated record. Lineage: Eukaryota; Metazoa; Chordata; Mammalia; Scandentia; Tupaiidae.
GGUGGGCUUGUGCAGCCGAGGGCCUGGAGUGUGAGCCACCUUCAAGAACUGAUCCUGGUAGAUUCUCUCCAUAUUCACUGCAGCUUCUUAAAGGUAUAUUUCUUAAUAGUUAACCAACAAAAUGGAAAACUCAGGGAAAGCAAAUAAAAAGGAUGUGCAAGAUGGACUGCCAAAAGAAGUCAAAAUGCCUACCAGUGAAGCACUUCUCGACUUAAAUAGGCGCUUAAAGGAGGAGCAAAAUUGGCACAUACGGAACCUGCUUAAGGAACUGAGUGAAGAGAAAACAGAAGGAUUACCAGUUGUAACAAGAGAGGAUGUAGAAGAAGCAAUGAAGGAAAAAUGGAAGUACGAAAGAGACCAGGAACAAAAUUUGAAAGACAUGCGCAUGAAAAUAACUAGUGCUGAAAAGCUAUUUCUUGAGAAGCUUAGUGAAAAGGAAUAUUGGGAAGACUAUAAGAAUGUAGGGAGUGAACAACAUGCUAAACUCAUUACCUCCUUACAGAAUGACAUCAAUACAGUUAAAGAGAACGCAAAAAAAAUGUCAGAACAUUAUAAAAUCACUCUGGAAGAUGCCAGAAAGAAAAUAAAUAGAGAAACUUUGUUGCAGCUGGACCAAAGGAAGGCAUGGGCCACUCAGAAUGCUGCUUCAAAUUAA